Zingiber officinale is the source of this 2102-nucleotide messenger RNA. RefSeq names its product myb-related protein Zm38-like. The record is from RefSeq and is a predicted model, not a curated record. Bases 1288 to 1974 code for a protein of 228 amino acids. Lineage: Eukaryota; Viridiplantae; Streptophyta; Magnoliopsida; Zingiberales; Zingiberaceae. The transcript has 2 exons.
CUAAAGUUAGCCACCCAUCAAUUGUUUAUUCACUUUAAAACAACACUAGUACUGACCAAAAGUAAAGGAAUUUUUCCAUGUUGUCUUCCCUUAAGAUUAUUCCUUCAACUAGGUUAAAAGGUAUUCGAUACGACUGCCACAUGCCGAGACAUACAAGGCCUGGUCUUGAUCAUGUUCAUGUACCCUACAAACACAAUCUCACCAAUGUACUGAAAUCACAAUAGUUGGUCGGAGUGUGGCACAUGCACAAUGAGUUGCUAAUGUUUAUAAAGUAAAACGACAUGACAUUUUACAUUGCAAGAUGCCUCACUUUGCCUAUUUCCUUCUAAGAAGAUUCCACCUUUGUUAAAUUGAACAAACAACUUUCGAGCUCACCUUGCAAGCAUGUCGAGAGAGUGUUCGCGGCUCGCCCUACCCUAAUGGAUUAUCGAGGAGACAAAUUCCCCUUCGAAUUUAUUUCAAUAGUAUAGCUAAACGAGAUGAAUGGUGGACAUACAAAGGGACCCCCCAUGGCGGAUUAGAGUCAAUCAUUGCUCGGGUACACCAAACCAAACUAGAGCGAUAUGAGCCAUAUAAUGCAUAAUCUUAUGCUCCACAUGACGAAUUCAUAUUGUGAUAGCCCCUCUCACCCUCCUCUCUUCUUCCAUGCCCAACCCUUGUCGCUAAUUAACUUGUUCUUGUGGGUUACGAAAUCAAAGGUGCGAUUAAACUCACACAGAACCAAUCUAAACAAGAUAUAGAUGGGAGAUGCUAAGUGAUUCUUCGUAAAUUUAAGCUUGGUUCAUAGGAUUAUAGGUGACCUUCUCGAUCGAAAAUCAUGGUAGAUGGAGUUGGUUUGUCGAACCGCAAAUGGGAGUUCAUUAGUUUGUUUAACUACGGGCAGACUAGUCUGGUCGAUAGGAUCUCAACCCAAUUUUGAAACAAGGGCAAAACGUUGUCAGUGACCUUGUCGGUCGGAAGCCAUAGUAGCCAUAGUAGAUGCAUCAGACCGGACCGAGUUGGUCUGAUGCAUCUUUGAUCCUAAAUCGGGCCGGGGUUCAAUUGGCAGUUCGUAUUUACCAACCUCGAGGUCGGUCAUGGCGACCAAUGAUGAGACGCUGUGCCUUUUGGAGCGAGAGGGUGACGCCAUGGUGGCUCUUGAAGGCGACGCCUACCUUCCUCUCGGCCUUCUUCAUCCCUUACUCAUCAACUCGGCCACCCUCCUCUCUCUUUAUAAGCGGAUUGAGGGCGAUCGGCCGCAGAGCAGCGGCGGAUUAGAUCGGCGGCGAGUAAUCAAUCAAUCAGUCGAUGGGGAGGUCGCCGUGCUGCGAGAAGGCGCACACGAACAAGGGGGCGUGGACGAAGGAGGAGGACGACCGGCUAGUCGCCUACAUCCGAGCCCACGGCGAGGGCUGCUGGCGGUCGCUGCCCAAGGCCGCCGGCCUCCUCCGUUGCGGCAAGAGCUGCCGCCUCCGGUGGAUCAACUACCUCCGCCCAGACCUCAAGCGCGGAAACUUCACCGACGACGAGGACGAGCUCAUUAUCCACCUCCACGCUCUCCUCGGCAACAAAUGGUCGCUGAUCGCCGCGCGGCUGCCGGGGAGAACCGAUAACGAGAUCAAGAACUACUGGAACACUCACAUCAGGAGGAAGCUACUUAGCAGGGGAGUCGAUCCGGUGACUCACCGGCCGAUCGCCGAUUCGACCGAAAAGAAGCCUCCUUCCGCGAUCGGAUUCAUGUCAAAUCAAACGGAAGUCAAGAAGGAAGACAAGACCACCCCCACCCCCACCACCACCGCCGCCACCAGCAGUAGCAGCGAGGAAUAUGAGUCCCCGACAUGGCGGCGGCAGCGGAAGCCCAAGUUGCCGGACCUCAACCUUGAGCUAUGCAUUGCGCCUCCCUUCCCCAGCCAGCUCGAAGGUGAUCGAAUGCUCACAAAGGAAGAGGAAGAAGACCAAGAACAAAGAAGAAUUGAAGGCUUCUACUUCAGCUGACGAUGCACUGUAAGCUUUAACUAUCAUAUAGAUGGAUAAACCUCCACCAGAGGCUCUCAUUCUAGAGGAGUGUUGGAUCAUGUGAAUUUACUAGUUUUUAUUAAAUUAAUUCAGUUAUUGGUGAUGAA